This is a messenger RNA of Xiphias gladius (swordfish), 921 nucleotides long. RefSeq names its product olfactory receptor 11A1-like. Gene Ontology annotation, molecular function: G protein-coupled receptor activity; olfactory receptor activity. Gene Ontology annotation, cellular component: membrane. Lineage: Eukaryota; Metazoa; Chordata; Actinopteri; Istiophoriformes; Xiphiidae. The coding region runs from base 1 to 921 and encodes 306 amino acids. The transcript has a single exon. Gene Ontology annotation, biological process: G protein-coupled receptor signaling pathway. The record is from RefSeq and is a predicted model, not a curated record.
AUGGAUAAAGAAAUAAAUGUAACAUACAUAACUCUUAGCGGGUAUGUGGAAGUUAACAAAUACAGAUAUUUAUAUUUUUUGAUUAUGUUCACAGUCUAUAUCCUAAUAAUCUGCUGUAAUUCUACUAUUGUGUACCUCAUCGUGAUUCACAAAAACCUCCAUGAGCCUAUGUACGUUUUUAUUGCAGCCUUGCUACUGAACUCUGUUCUUUUCAGCACUGCAAUGUACCCAAAGUUGUUAAUUGACUUUUUAUCUGAAAAACAGAUCAUUUCUUAUUCAGCCUGUCUCUUUCAGUUUCAAAUAUUUUACUCUUUAGGCGGUUCAGAGUUCCUAUUGUUGGCAGCCAUGGCCUAUGACAGGUAUGUGUCUAUAUGUAAACCUCUGCAAUACCCGACUAUCAUGAGAAAAACCACUGUGAGGGUUUUCCUGGUUUUAGCCUGGCUCCUGCCAGCGUGUCAGGUUGCAGUACCAGCUGUACUGAGUGCUAACAGAAAACUCUGUAACUUUACUUUGAAGGGAAUUUUUUGUAACAAUUUAAUUUACAAACUUUACUGUGUGAGCUCAAGAGUGCUCUCUGCGCUUGGUUUGAUUAUUUUGCUCAAUAUUGUAUUUUUUCCAAUGCUCUACAUUGUUUUUACUUACACAAGGAUACUCAUCAUAUCCUAUCGGAGCAGUAGAGAAGUCAGGAAAAAAGCUGCACAGACCUGUUUACCUCACCUGCUGGUUUUAAUCAAUUUUUCAUUGUUGUGUACAUAUGAUGUUAUUAUACUUAGACUGGAAUCAGAUUUUCCAAAAACUGCCCGUUUAAUAAUGACUUUACAAGUGGUUUUGUAUCACCCUCUCUUUAAUCCAAUCAUAUACGGACUAAAAAUGAAAGAAAUCUCCAAACACCUGAAGAGGUUGUUCAGUCAAGUAAGAUGA